Funneliformis mosseae is the source of this 162-nucleotide messenger RNA. The record is from the annotation of a GenBank genome assembly. NCBI's taxonomy places the organism in Eukaryota, Fungi, Glomeromycota, Glomeromycetes, Glomerales, Glomeraceae.
AUGAUAGAAAAAGAAUUACAACAAAAUCAAGUCAAAUUUUUAGAUUCAAAUACUUCUUCAAUUGAAACUGAUUCUGAAGUUCUUGUUGAAAAAAUUGAUGAUAUUAAUGAAGAUAACACUUUUAUUACUUUUGAAUAUUGGGAACAAGAGUUAAAUGAGUAA